AUGUCUUAUCAUCAAUCAUCAACAGCUGCGAAUACAGCAAUGGCUAUCCACAACUUAACAAAUGCUACAAACACUCCGAUGCAAAGCUCAAGCAACAUAAGAAUACUGAACGGCAACACAGCAAACAAUACCACCGCAAAUACUAACAUGACAUCAUCUCCAUCAAACUAUUCAUCAACUUCCCGUGAUGAUUCCACGAUAGUUGGUCUCCAUUACAAAAUCGGUAAGAAAAUAGGAGAAGGUUCAUUCGGUGUAGUAUUCGAAGGUACCAACAUGUUAAACGGUUUAUCAGUGGCUAUCAAAUUCGAACCAAGGAAAACCGAAGCUCCACAAUUGAAAGAUGAAUAUCGAACUUACAAAAUUCUUUCUGGUACUCCAGGAAUACCACAAGCUUAUUAUUUCGGUCAAGAAGGGCUACAUAACAUUCUUGUCAUGGAUCUUUUCGGCCCAUCUUUGGAAGAUCUUUUCGAUUGGUGUAAUAGAAGAUUCUCAGUAAAGACUGUGGUACAAAUUGCAGUGCAAAUGAUAACUCUAAUUGAAGAUUUACAUGCCCAUGAUUUGAUCUAUAGAGAUAUUAAACCAGAUAAUUUCUUAAUUGGGAGACCGGGACAACCAGAUGCUAAUAAAGUUCAUUUGAUUGAUUUCGGAAUGGCUAAACAAUAUAGAGAUCCAAAGACUAAACAACAUAUACCUUAUCGUGAGAAGAAAUCAUUGAGUGGUACAGCAAGAUAUAUGUCUAUUAAUACUCAUUUGGGGAGAGAACAAUCAAGGAGAGAUGAUAUGGAAGCAAUGGGUCAUGUGUUUUUCUAUUUCCUUAGAGGUCAAUUACCAUGGCAAGGUUUAAAAGCUCCAAAUAAUAAACAAAAAUAUGAAAAAAUUGGUGAGAAGAAGAGAACAACUAAUGUUUAUGAUUUGGCUCAAGGAUUACCUAUCCAAUUUGGUCGUUAUUUAGAGAUUGUUAGAAAUUUAGCAUUUGAUGAAACUCCUGAUUAUGAAGGAUAUCGUAUGUUAUUACUAUCUGCAUUAGAUGAUUUAGGUGAAGCUGCAGACGGUGAAUAUGAUUGGAUGAAAUUGAAUGGUGGUCGCGGUUGGGAUUUAUCAAUUAAUAAAAAACCAAACCUUCAUGGUUAUGGUCAUCCAAAUCCACCAAAUGAAAAAUCAAGAAGACAUAGAAAUAAACUGUUACAACAACCACAAUUACAACCUCAUCACAUUCACCAACAAUCUCCACAACCAAGUCAACUACAAUCGGCCAAUGCAAAUGUAAACCAACAACAAGAACAACAAUUAGAUCCAACAUCGUACGAGGCUUACCAACAACAAACACAACAAAAGUAUGCGCAACAACAAGCACAACAAUUAAAGAAAUCACAAGCACAACAACAAGCUCAACAACAGCAACAAUUCCAAACUCGUCCAUCACAACAUCGACAACAGCAACAACAUCAAAUACAACAACAACAAAAUAAUAUUAACGGGAGAUAUCAACAACAAGAUGGAGAUAAUGUUAAUCACAAAUAUCAAUCUCAAGAACAACCAACGGCAAAUAAAAAUGCAAAUGCCAACCAACAACCAAUUGGUAAAGAUACAAGUUCACAACAUUCUGUCAAAGGUUUCUUUAGUAAACUAGGGUGUUGUUAA
Messenger RNA from Naumovozyma dairenensis CBS 421, 1641 nucleotides. RefSeq names its product serine/threonine protein kinase YCK2 (gene YCK2). The transcript has a single exon. Gene Ontology annotation, cellular component: nucleus; cytoplasm. NCBI's taxonomy places the organism in Eukaryota, Fungi, Ascomycota, Saccharomycetes, Saccharomycetales, Saccharomycetaceae. Gene Ontology annotation, molecular function: protein serine/threonine kinase activity; ATP binding. The record is from RefSeq and is a predicted model, not a curated record. Gene Ontology annotation, biological process: peptidyl-serine phosphorylation; signal transduction; endocytosis. The coding region runs from base 1 to 1641 and encodes 546 amino acids.